This is a messenger RNA of Dermacentor silvarum, 3594 nucleotides long. RefSeq lists its product as uncharacterized. Lineage: Eukaryota; Metazoa; Arthropoda; Arachnida; Ixodida; Ixodidae. The transcript has 4 exons. The record is from RefSeq and is a predicted model, not a curated record. The coding region runs from base 980 to 2491 and encodes 503 amino acids.
ACACAGGUGCGCUGACGUGGAAGAACGUACACGUCGGUAGCAGCUGUGGGCAGUAGAGGCAUGCGGCGGCGUUCUCCGCAGAUAGAGUGACGUCAUAGUACACUGUUACAGAGUGUAUGUCAUAGUACAGUGCACACGUACUACGCGCACGACAGCGGGACGCCCUCUCUGAAACGUGACGGAAAGCUUGGGAAGACAGGUACGCAACACGCCGGGGUACCCCGUGGAGCGCUGGCACCAGUGCCAGGACCGGUGCAACUCGACCGAGGGCGCAGUGUUCGGCGGACUGGAAGGUGGUACUCCUACCCUCGUAGGGAGGGCAUUCUUCGACGGCCGCUUCUCGCCCUGCAAGGUCGUUGCUGUGGGCUGCGUGCUGCCUGGAGGACAGACGGCUAGCCCUUAGCGGACGCGCCUUCGAACCCGAUCAAGGCACCGCGAGCGCAUAGAUCUCCAAGACGUUCUGCGACGCAUCCGGCGCUUCGACCGAAGAAGGACGAAGCGCGCGCGGCGGCGCAAAGGAAGCGAGGCGCCGUCAUUGGAGUGGGACGACUGCGCGCGCGCCGUGGUACAUACACUAUACACGAGCACGCGUGUAGCGCCAACGACGGCGCCAAGAAUUGACAUGUGUAUGUGGGUCACGGAAAGUGGCAUCAGCGCGGCAAUUUAGCGCGGACCGCUGCGCGCCACGGCGCGAUCACGGGGCGGCGACCAGAAGCGCCUGCGCGUCGCCGCGUUGUGUAGUGUGACGGUCGACAAGCGAGAGGGCGUCGCGAAGCCACCACUCCCCUUCCAUAUUGGCCUUGCGCCGGCGUGGCCUCCUCUGCUGCAGCGAUAACCGCGAGUGCGAGCCCCCGACCCAUCCCGCGCUUCCUGUGAGCCGUGCGCGCGUCAUCGAAGGGCGAGCAUCGAACGAAAGCCGGCCGUGCUUGUAUCGACAGGGCGACCUCGUUGUGGUGACUGACGAGGAACGACACCAACCAUGGCGCUGCUGACCCAGAGGACGAUUUCGGCGGUACCGGGUGGACCGCUGGUUCGGAUCGCUUCCGGAUUGUCGUCUCGUUUCGCCUUCUUCGCGCUGACGCUGUUGGUGCUCUACGGCGCGGCGUCGUCCCACGGAGUCGCGGCAGCGUUCGGGGCCGUCCGCGCGAGAGGAGAAGACGUGUCGCUCAUCGAGUGGUCGCACGGCACCAACAGCCGCUGGAAGCUGGAGCAGGCGCUGAGCGGCCGCGCGGCGCCGUACGUGGAGGCGGACGUGAGCCAGGCGGACGGCAUGGCCGUGAUGGCGCACCCGCCCGUGCGCUCGUGGGACCUGAGCCUGCGCGAGUUCCUGCGCAUCGUGUGCGGCACGCCACGCAACGUGACGCUCAAGCUGGACUUCAAGGCGAGCGAGGUGCUGGAGAGCGCCUUCUUGGACAUGGAGAACGCGCCCCUGGAGAACUUGCGUGACCUGUGGCUGAACGCCGACAUCGUCGAAGGACCGGGUGGCAAGCCUGACGUGGAUGCCCAGCACUUCCUGCAGCUGUGCACCAGCCGCUUCCCGCAGGCCACCCUGUCGCUCGGCUGGACCACGCGUCCUAUGACGUCUUACACCUGGGCCCACGUCGAGGCCAUGGCGCGGCUCCUGGUCUGCGGUCCGUACCGCGUUCCGCAUGUCACGUUUCCCGUGCGAGCCUCCAUGCUGGCCGCGUCGACACCGCAGCUGCUGUGGCUCCUGGACGUCAUCCCUGGCUCGACGCUCACUGUCUGGUCUUCGCCGCGCGACCCAUGGAGCACGAAAGCACUGGUCAAGCUACGGAACCUUCUGCCGUUGUCAGCUGUGUACUACGACCUGCCGUCCGACCAGAAACAGGACUUUGAACGCGCUAAGGCCGCCAUACCGCCCUCCGCGCAGCACAACCGACACGUCGAUGAUGGUCCGCUACCGGAAUGGUCACUGGGCGUCGGCUACUCCUGCCAACAGAGGGCGCUGGCGGGCAAGCGGGCGGUCGUGUUAGCCGGACCGGGAGCCAGGCUCGUGCUGCCAAAGAAGUGGGACCUUGUGGAAGCCAAGGUCGAUCUGACCCGUGUGGGAAGCUUAUCGUUGGCCUGGGGACAGGACACGGACAAUAUACAGAUCAAUGGAGGCUGCUUCUAUGUGACGCUGACAAACGGCCCCAACAUAACGGCGCAGGUGUGGGCCUCUCCUUGUCUGCCUACCACCGCUUCUUUCGAUGAAGAAGACCACGACAAGAAGAGCAACAUGUUGCGCUCGGGAAAGCCUCUGGUGACUCGCAAGUGGCCGUUGUCGUCGUCAUCACCGUCGCCGCAGACGUCAUCACCGACGGCGAUGGCGGCUGUGCCUCCAAAUUCGCUCGUGCUCGAGUCUCCGGGCGCCGCCGUGGUAUACGACGUCCGCAUUUCAUCGUCGGCGGCCGCUUCGCGCGCGACGUCAUUGACCACGUUACUGCUCUUGUGCCUCGUGACUGCCUUGGCUGCCUUCCUACUCGGCUGAGGAUGUGACUCUUGAACAUGCGUGUUAGCGGGUCACCGUCAAAUUCAAGUUGACCGUUUCUUCUGCACGACUACAAAUCGAAGCGAUAUCGGCACAGCGAACGCGUGCUCUCGUUUUUACGAAGUCAUCGGAAGCCAGGAAUCUAUGCACUAAAUUGUAACUUUUCAUGCUGACAUGGCUUGACGGCUGGCCGUCGUGUCCUUUGGCGUUGCUGGCGACUACUCUGGAGACCACCGCGGAGGUGUUGCUUGUCACAUACAGAGGUCGACACUUGUCAAGAGCGCGCGAGGCGCGUGCUUUGAACUGCGCUGGCGACAUAUAGUGAUGAUACCUUGUGCGAAACCAGCUGGAUCUGAGCAUGCAAACUAAAUUUACAGGGUGCGUUGUCUUCUCUCUCCCUACUGGUUGCCUCAUGCUAUGGUCGCUGCUUUGGCCGUCAGGAUCGUAUUCUAUACAAGCGUCACCUUUGUCCAUGUGGCAAGAGGGUGACGUUGCGCAGACUGUUCACAAAAUGUUUUGCAAUACUUUGCAAUCUAGACAGCUCGUAGCUAUUCUCGCUGGGGUUUCUGUUGUUGUGGGUCAUCAACUUUAGCCAAUGUUAUUAGUAUGCGUUAUCGCACACGGCAAGAAUCACUGAUGCGCGUUCUAAUAUGCUUCUGGUAAUGGCCAAUUGUGCCAGGCACUGAAUAGCUAAUUAAAAUUCAGCGUAACUACUUUCUUCGUCGCCUAACGUACGGACUUGUUACAGAGUACCCGAGCUCUAUGUUGCAGUGAUAACCUUGUCUAUACGCAUUGGCGGGCAGUGAUAGUUAUUCUUCUGAAGCCAGUUUACUGGUGGCCGAGGUAAAAUUUUAUCGACUUAUAGUGGGCAAUUGCUCAAUGAAAGGCAUGAUCUUGUCAAUGCUUACGUAUGUAUAUGUUAAUUGCAAUUGAUUAUAUGGCUUGCGACGAAGGGUAGAAACCACUGCCUUCAAAUCCGUACGAUUACUUAACUUUUAUCGGUAUAGCGUGAGGUCCUGUGUGGUGUGGUAAUAAAGAAAAUAUGCGAAGGUAGCGCCGCAUAGUUUGUUCUUAAGUGUGUAAUAAAGUGGUUCUGGCCAGUG